AGUCGAGGCUCGGCCACCAACACGAGCGGGACGGUCCCAUUUUCCGUCUCAACGUUCAAAUUCAACAAAAAAGACCCAACAAAAUUCACAUAAAGGAACAACUAAAUUAUUUCUAUCAAAAUUUCCGCCGAAUUAUUAUUUGAGAAAAGAAAAAUGGUAACGACACUCGGUGAUUGUGAAUAUUCGUGAUCGCCACGUGGUGGAAUAUCAAAAGUGUGUCGUGCUAUUCCUUUGUGUCUGCUGGUGUGUGUGUAUGUGUGUUUUUCAAAAUUUAAAGAUGAUGGAAUGCCAUCAUCAGGUGAUGUUUUAGAGUCGUUAAUGAUUCGCCAGACACACACGGGUGAAACAUAAUUUUGUCGGGUCGAUGAUGCGUCGUCACGUUUGAGAAACCAAAAUGGCGUCACCAUCUUUUACACAUUGAAAUUUUUGGGUAUUUAAAAAAUAGUGUUUCGGUGUGUGUGUGUGUGCAGUGUGCAGUGCAGUUUUUAUAUAUUUUUUUCACGAAGAAAGAAGAGUCGAACGAGAUGGGCGGGCCCGUCAUUUGUUGAGGCGUUUUCGGUUCAAAAAAAUAGAAAUCGACCGAAUAGAAGAAGAAGAAGAAGUCACGAAUUUUCCACCAACAAGUUGUUGAUCGGCGGUCGUCAUGGCGACGAAACGCGAUCGCAAAACGGCCUUCCCUUUCAUCAAGCCUAAGGGCAGCAUCAAGAAAGAUGUCCAACAGUACAGGAAAGCGGUGAUGAGCCAAAAUGGCGACGAUGCGGAAGCUCGUGACGCCAUGAUUAAUCCUGUCCAGCGGCGCGAAUCAUCUGCUGCCAGGUUUCUCAAACACUUCCGGCCGGAUCGCAACAAUCCGGCCUAUCACAGCGAAGGCAAAGGAUUGCGCAAGAGACGCAACUGGGCCUCGGAACGACAGCUGACGACCAAUUCCGAUCAUCCGGCUCCUUCCGGCAACGAUCCGGCCACUCCGGCUGCUGCUGCUGCUGCAUCCGCCGUCGCUCAACGCCCAGCGGCCAACUCCAAUGCCCCGCAACGGAGUCACAGUUUCAGCGAGCCGGAUGCUUCCGGCGGACCAGCAGGAGGAGCUUCCCGCACGCCCUUCAAGGAGAAUUCCGGAAUGCGGGAAUCGUUCCGCUGGCGCUUCGGCAGCAGCAAAUCGUCGUCGUCCUCUUCCAAAUCUUCUUCCAUCUCGUCUGACCAUCCGCCCAAAGGUGGCGACACGGGCAAAUCGCCGGCCGGCAACAAUUCGGGAGCUCCUCCCCCUCCUUUGACUCGGACGAAAUCAGAAGGGCUGCCAUCUAGCGGCGGGAAAGACAAUCCAUCGGCAACAACAACAACAACAGUGUCGACGAGCCAACAGCAACCGCCACCUUGUACUAAUCUAAAUAAUCCGCCGGCGGCUGGAAACAAUUGGAGCCAACUCCAUCACCUCCCUGGCGGCCAUUUCAAUAACAAAAGCCCUUCAAAGAAAUGCAUCCACGAUUCAACCACUGUCGUCGAUGGACGCUCGUCUGGCGUUCACAUCCAGCAGCAGCAGGAACACCAGGCCGGCAGUACAAGUCCGUCAGAGCCCAUCUACAGCAACGGCCAGGCACAAACGACAGUGGGCAGCAGUAGCAGCAGUCGAGUGGUGAAUUAUUACGCGUCGACUUCAUCAUCCGGAGGUGCGGAUGCGGAUUACGUCAACUAUGAAAUGUUCGCCUCGCACCAGUACAGCUGGUCCAACCACCAGAAACAGCUGGAACCGGAUCUCAUCCGCAAUUUACCCUACCAGCAACAACAGCAACAACAACAACAGCAAUCGGGAUCGACGGUGGCGGCUCCUGUCAACGGCCACAGCCCGGCCAAACAGCCGGGCAACGCGCCCUUCAUCACAGCCAACCCAUCGCCACAUCAUCGCCAUAGCAACCGCGUUCAUCCCAGUGGAUCGGCUGAAGUCCACCACGGAUUCCGCAACACCAAGGAGUCGUCGUCGUCGUAUCCAGCUGCGUUGGCGGUGAUUCCGCCGACUGGCCAACAACGACUGGGAGGCAGAGAUGCCCAGUCCCCGGCGGAUCAUCGAUCACGAUCGAUUUUCUCUCCAACUUCAUCAUCCAGCAAUAGUUACGUCAACAUGCAACACUUUCCAGCCGCAGCAGCAGCAGCUUCUUCUUCCUCUUCUUCCGGCGGAUAUGUCCCUUACUCGAGGCCUCCGGCUCCGCUGCCCGAGGCGGCCCUGCUAGAGGACCAGCAGUCGCCCUACCCCGUCAGUCCAAUGCAGAGCCUGUCCAUGUCGUCGCCGUCGUGGCAAUGGCCGGACCCGAGCGCCUGCUCCAGUUCCGUCUCUUCCGCCACGGCCCAGGCCCAGGCCGACGAGGAGGAGACCCACUACGCUUCCCAGUUGCGAUCCUCGAUGGCCGCCCUCCUUCACGGCCACAUCCGCCAGUCGUCGACGGCCUCCAACGCUUCGUCGACUUUCUCUUCUUAUUCCGACGAAUUCCGCUCGCCCGUCGACUCGUCCGCCAUCGUCGCCACCCUGGGCAUCCCCUCGCCAUCGGCCGCCGUCGCCAAUUCCGCAAGGACCAACUACGCCUCCAACAAUCAUCCGCCGGCCUCUGAAAGUGGAUACGAGACGUACGCCGAUGUCGGCGGAUGCUACGGCAAUUACAACAACAACAACAACAAUGCGGCCGUCAGUCCAGUGAUGAUGGCGGCCGCCAACUCGUCGUCUUCGCCACCUCCUCCACUUCCGCCCGUUCGAGACGCUUCCAGCUUGAAAUAUGUCAAGUACGGGCCGGGCCACGAGAAGCAUCCGUCGUGGCCGAUGCCCAACAACAGCGGAGUGACUAGCCCUUCCUCGUCGUCCGGCAACAACCAAGCCGUUCCCCAACAGCAACAACAACAACAACAACCCGGAAGUCAGCGGAGUAAAUCGUGGACGGAGCAGACGGAUUACCCCAAAGAGCCGGCGGCUUCCUAUGCUCGCCCAGUUCCAUCCGUCCGUCCGGCGUACAGCCAACAGUUGAAGACGGUCAUGGAGAAUUGCGAGCGCAUUCCGCCGGAAGUGUACCAAGCCACGGCCCAGGGGUCGGGGCCAGGUGGCGACCACAUGUCGCACAUGCUGGACCCUCGCGCCGGAUACGUUCUGCCCUCGUACGACUGCGACGGGCGAAACAUUGACGACAAGGAUUACACGAUCCCCUCGCCGCCGGAACGGGACAUUAGCGGCCCCCGGUUGACCCUGUACAACACGGGCAGCGGCGGCGGAGUGGUGAUGGUGACUGACCGGCCCGGAUCGACUUCGGACGGCUCGGGCGGAGGCGACUACGCCAAAUACGACGACAUCCAGCAGUACUCUCACUCGGAAGGAUAUUCCAGUUACGUUCCAUCCGAAUCGAGUUACGUCAGCGUUAGCGGAACUCCACUGCUGGACCAGCUCCGGCGCUGCGACAACGACGAGCGCAGCAACGGCCACGACGGCCAUGGUGGCGGAGGAGGACCCGGCCAACAAUUCAAAGAGGCUCAAAGCGGCGGAAGGGAUUCCGUCUCGACGGUGGUGACUCACAGCAGUUCCAGCAACAGCUCGAACGAAACUCUGCGCUGGCACGGCUCUUACAGCGACAUUAGCGUCCUGUCCGGCCGCUCUUCCAUGGCCGGCGUCCACCACCAGAGCGAAGCGGCCGCUGCGGCCGCCCUGGUCGUCCACAGCGCCAAGGUCCAGGCGCCGCAACGUCACAAUUCCGAGAGUGUCCUCUACUACGAACGCGAGCAGUCGACGACGAAUCCGGCCACCGGUGGGCCGCCAGCUCCUUCGCCCGUCUGCCCCUCAUCUUCUGCCAACACCAUCAACCGGAUGGGCGGAUGGAACCAGCGAGUGGAGCGCAAGAACCAGUGGAACGCAGUGCAAUCGAGUAAACAGGCGACUCUGCCGGAAGAGUCGUCGUCGUCAUCGGUGUCUUCUUCUUGUUUGACUUCGGCCGUGGACGGAACUCCGGCCCCGCUCUCUGUGGCCGAGAGGAUCCAUCAGCUGGAGUGGCAGUCUCGCUCCGUGCCCAAUUUGACCAAAGGUUUAGAAUCUUCACCUCAGCGCAACAACGCGACCCAUUCCGGGGCUCCGCCGACUCGACCCACUGGACUUUCCCUCCUGGCCAACAGCUCGGACCCGCUCUCUCCAUCUACCGGAGGCAGCCGGAGUAGUUCGAGCAGUUCCAGUUCGAGUUCCAGCAGUUGUAGUGUCACGGGCAACAAUGGCGGAAGCGGCGGAUCGCCGGAAAAGGAGAGUUCGGAUCCCCUGCGCAGCAAGUACACUUACCUGGACCCGGACAAGCGGAUGCGGGUCGCCGAUCCGACCUUGAAAGCCAUCCAGAAGCAGGCUCUCUUGUCGUAUUACGAACGACACGCCGGCCGGUCCAGCAAUGCCUCCAAAUCUCCGCCACCUCCGGCCCUGCCCAGGACCAUGGCCUCAUCCACUUCACCUACUCAUCCAGCCAAGAAUGACGUCCAACCAGCUGGGAGCGUCAACAAUUCUUCAAACUCGCCCGAACUCGUUAGUUCGAAUGCGGCGCUGGUAGCGGUCGAAUCCGGUGGUUUGUUGCCUCCGGCUUCCACUCGCAAGAGUCAACCGGGUGAAAUUGCGGUGCCCAUGGCUGCCAACAACAACAGCCACCACCAACAGCAGCAGAAACCCGAAAGGGGAUUGAUUCCGCCGGAACGUCCGCCCAAGAAACCGCAUUUGAGGGCCGGCGGAGGUGGGAUCAGCCCGGAUCAGGAGAUGCGCCGGAUCGAAGCCUCUGUCCAGGAAUUGAUGAAUUUGAAUCAGCAACAACAGCAGCAACAACAUCAAACCAGACAGUCGGUGGCUCCUCCGCCGCUUCCGACGACCAGGAAACCUCCGGCUCCUGAUCCGCCCAUGUCGCCUCCUCAACGGGCCUGCCCAGUCUCCCCGGCAUCAUCGACCAGUCCGGUGUCUCCGCCGCCAGUUCAAAUGGUGCGGAGUUCCAGUCCGGAUUUACCUCCGCCUCCGCCGCCGACGGCGGAUUGCGCCGAAGUGGCCGAUUUCGAGGACCCGCUGCCUCCGCCUCCGCCUCACAUUGUUUUGCUGGACGAUCCGUCGUCGGCAAUGACGCCGCAACACAAAACUCCGUCGCCCGCACCUCCGACGCCGCCUCCACCGUCGCUUCCGGCUCCGCAAUCCAAUGCUUCUGCCUCGACUUACCACCAAGAGUCUUACAUGGCGCACCGCAAGAGUCACCACAGUCCCAACGGCGGAUAUCACAGGCGAUCCGCCGAUAAUCUUCUCGAGUCUUCUUUGAACUCUCACGCCUGGGAGAAGCACUACAAUGUCCGGCAGGGGAGUUCGGCCGCCACGACGUUGAUUUUCUCAUCGGCGGAAGCCCUUCACAUCCAGUCGAGCUCCGCUGCGGAAUCUUCCGCUUCGAAUUGUCAAGUGAACGUGACUCCGUCGCCUCCUCCUCCUCCGGCGGCUGGUGGAUCGGCCGUCGAGUCCAAUGCCAAAUCGACGUACAUUUCUGAGCUGACGAUCCAGACGUGCGCCGUGCCGCAGACGGAGACGCUCCCAGUUGCCCAGCAACCGGAGGCUCGUCCCACCACUCCGCAGCACACGUACCGGUCGCUGAUGAACGCCAAAGCGGAGCGGUUCAAUUACCUCCGCCAAGUGAGCGAAGGCCGGCCCUAUCCAUCGUCUUCCACCUCGUCGUCAUCGACGGCGGGCAAUUCGAAGCUGUCGGAUCCCGGUCCGCCUAAAUCGCUGAUGGAUUUGAACUUGUCGCGAGCUGCCGCUUCCGGCGUCCAGCACCAGAGGAGCCAUUCGGACAGCGAUAGCCCUUCGUUGGCAUCGGCUUCCAUCCAACCGCCAAAGCCUCCGGUGCCGCCCAAAGUGGCCCCUCCGCCGAGACCCAAGCGGCCGGAAGAGGUGGAAUGCGACCAGCUCAGCAAGGAUCUGAUGAACCACCUGCUGCCAUCCGACUCACGACUUCACGCUUUGCUCAGCGUCCCCGAUCCGGCCCAGGCGGCCGCCUGCCUCCGCACCGAGGGCCUCCUCGAAGUGACUCCUCCGCCCGCCACCGCUUCCUCCUCUUCGCCCGUCUCCCUUCAAGUCACCACCCCCACGUCGAUUCCCAGCCCCGCUGCCACCACUCCGACUUCGCCCAGUCACUCGUCGCUCGCCUCUCCGCAAUCUCCUGUGACGUCACCGAUGACCUCAUCCACCUCGCCAAAAUCCAACAGUUGCGCACCUCUUCCGGCUACUUCGGCUUAUUUUACGACGUCGGAGCCUCGAGCUAAACUGCUGACGCGUUACCAUAGCAACCACAUUCUCAACAGCCUCGACGGCAGUGAAUCCGGCGGCGGAAUGCAAUACGGAAGAAACGGAGAACCCGUCGAUUCCGAAUUACUCAUUAAGAAAAAGGAGGAGCUGGUGUCGCGACUGGCCCGAAAGCUGGACGUGCUCCGCUCUGAGCGCGAGGCCAUCCAGGAGGAGGUGGAAGCCAACGAAUUGCUGGGUCGCUCGGUGACGAGCCGAGUGGCUUGCGUAGCAACGCCGGCCGAGACCAACAAGGUCUUCCUCCACGUCGCCGAGGUGGACAAGAUCACGGCCCUGCUUUUGGCGCUGGCCGGCCGAUUGGCCCGAGCCCAAAACGCCCUCCUUUCACUUCCCAACCAAGCCGAAGCCCAAGAAAAGAUGGUGUUGGAAGGGAAGCGGGACAAGCUGCUGGAGCAGCUGGAAGAGGCGAAACGUUUGAAGGAGAAUAUCGACCGGCGGUCGCGCCAGGUGUCGGGCCUGCUCUCGAAAUACUUGACGGAAGAAGAGUUUGCCGAUUACAGCCACUUUGUCACGAUGAAAGCCAAAUUGGUCAUUGAUCAGCGAGAAAUCGACGAGAAAAUCAAGCUGGGUGAUGAACAGCUGGCCGCUCUCCGAGAAACGCUUCAUCUUCGACCCAGAGUCUGAUGGCGGGAAAAACGAUUUGUUUUUCAAAUAUGUUUUUUCUCCCACGACGAAAAAAAAAAGAAAUUAGUGAUGUUUUGUUUGAUUUCUUUUUUAAUUUUUUUUUGUUGUUGUUCCUUUUCAAGUCAAAAGAAAUUGAAAACAAAAUUUUUAAUUUUCAAUUCUCUUCAUUCCCCCCUUUUCCACCCCACAAAUUUUGAUUUUGAUUUUUUUAAAUUUUCGUUCUGGUCGCUGGACACUCAUUAAAAAAGCAUUCGGGCUGGACUUGUUGGCCUCGUCAGCUGUGUGACCGAAAUCCGUUAUCGUUGAUUCGUGUCAUGUGUUGUUGACGAUCCCUUAACGCUCUCCGCUGGGCCAUUUUGUAUGUCCAUAUUUUGUAAAUUUUUACCUUCCCCCUCGACAUUUUUGUUUUUUAUUAUUUUAAAUUCCCUUUGAAAACAAAAAAGGAAAAUUGGUGAUCGAUUCUUCUUAUUAUUUGGCAUGUUUUUUUUUUAAUUUCCGCCGGAAUCUGCAACACUUUAUUCGUGCUGAUUAUAUAAUGCGUGUGUGUACUCUUAUAUUAAUUCAUUGUGUGUGUACAGUUCAUGACGUAGAAAGAAGAAGAAGAAGAAAAAAAAACCCAGGGCCGUUCCGGACUGGGUUUUUUAAAAUUCUUUAUCUUUUUGAAAGGAAAAAAGAAAAAUGUUUGUGUAACCUUCAUCUCCUCCUUCAACGUCCUCAAUUGUAACGGUUGUUAAAAAAAAAAAAUAACGGCGAUCUCAAUCCCCCUUACUCCUCCCUCCUCUAUACUCUGAUUUCUUAAUUUUUUGAUUUCCUCAUUCAUCUCUUUUAUCUCUUAAAUUGGACAAAUUUAUUACCUUUUUUUUUUUUAAGAUUUGUGGGAAAAAUAUUCGCCCGCGCUUCCUCAUUUCCAAACAAAAUUAUUUUCCCUUACAUCACACACACACACUCGCCAGGCCUCCACUGUUGUUUCUCUCUUUUCUCAAUUGGGUCAUAUUUUCUUUCUCUCUUUACACACAGACACACAAGUCCUUGGAAUUUUGUUAAAUAUCAUAUUUUAAAAAAAUUAUUAACCGUAAAAUAUGUGGGGAGGGUUUAAUUUUUUCUUCUUCAAUUUUUUAAUUUUCCAAUGGCGGAUCCCGUGCUCCUCUCUCUUUUUUUUUACUGCUGCUGCUACUAUGCUGCUUUUAUAAUAUUUGUUUUUCUUUUCUCUUUUCAAAUGACGGAUGUGAAAAUUGAUUGUCUUUUUUUAUUAAUUUUUUUUUUUAAUUUUGGAAAAAAAAAUUGUCAGGAAAGAAUAACGUGCCUUAAAUCUUUUCAAAAGUGUCUUUCUUUGACUGGAAAAAAAAAAUUCUUGCAAGUGAUGUUUUUGAUUUUUUUCCAUUUUUCACCUCCUCCUUUAAUUUUCGAAUUUUCUUUUUGGUCUUUCCUGCCAAUGAAAAAAUUGUUUAAUUACCGAAUGGGGGAGGGGCGAUUGAGUGAGACUGGACGACGGAGGGCGAAUCCCCUUUUUUUUAUAUAUUCUAUACAUAAUUAAUCGACAAUUUUGUUUUAUUUUCUGUGCUUGGCGGAAUUUUUUUGAAAUUGAUGUUUUUUUUUAUUAUUGGAUGAAAACUCCCAAAAAAAAACGAAGAGAAAAUAAUAGAACGACAUAAAAAGAAAAAAAAAUGUUGUCCUUCUCCAAUUCUUUUGUAACAUCACAUCUAAAACAUUCAAUAUAGAGAUUUGAAU
Molecule: messenger RNA, 8671 nt
Organism: Daphnia pulex (common water flea)
Lineage: Eukaryota; Metazoa; Arthropoda; Branchiopoda; Diplostraca; Daphniidae
Product: serine/arginine repetitive matrix protein 2-like
Exons: 9
Coding region: 644-6943 (2099 amino acids)
Biological process (GO): actin filament organization
Cellular component (GO): apical plasma membrane; cortical actin cytoskeleton; apical junction complex
Molecular function (GO): actin filament binding
Source: RefSeq, a predicted model, not a curated record